AGCUAGUCAAGUGACUUUUGUGGUUGGGGUUGCAAGAAAAGUCGUUUGGGCUGUAUGUCGUCUAAGAGAUUAGUUGGUUUGAUGAGUGCAACGUUUUCGAUAUGAUGAUUACGGGUGCCGGUUAGUGGUAUUUUGUGUGAUUGAGCAAAGUUUUCGCCCAAGGAAACGGAUGAGCCGUCCAACCGAGCAUCACAGCAAAGUGCAAUUGCGGGACGAUUGCAAACCGGUUAUGCCCCUUUUAACAGUAAAUUCGCAAAGGUCCAGUUCUCGUGUGUGUGGGCAUUACAGAAAAAGUUGAGAAAAACAAAGGCGGUCUGGAAGGAGUUGAGCUCGCUCGCCGCAGUGUUUGGACGUGAAAGUGCAUCGAUCAAAAUCCGGCCCAACUAGGGAAUCGCGGGGGCCGUCAGUCGUUCGAAAUGGAUUGUCUCCUGUUGUCAUUCGCGCUGGCAGUUUUAGAUACGCUGUAGAAGAAGAAAGCGCAGCCAUAAAAAGUUUGCAUUUGACAGAUGGUGACAGGCUUUCCAAAUGUUGAUUACAUUCAAGUUCGACCACAAUCUGGAGAUCGAAAACUGGUUUUUUGUUGUCCCGAACGAGACUUUUAGGGAGUGCAGUGCCGUAAAAAGUGGAUUUGAAUUGUAAUUGAAUUUCGCUGUGGAAUCGGGGGACGAGUACGUUCGCGACUUUCCGCUGCAACUUGAUCUGUUUUCGCGGAGUGUACAAGUGCAACAAGCUGAGCCGAACAAAAUGGGCUACGACCUGAAUCGCUUUCAGGGGGAGGUCGACGAGGAGUUGACUUGUCCUAUAUGUUCAGGAGUUCUCGAGGAGCCUCUGCAGGUAAAUCGCCAAGAUGCAGCUUUAUGUGAACACGCUUUUUGUCGUGCUUGCAUAACAGAAUGGCUUUCUCGCCAACCAACCUGCCCUGUCGAUCGCAAUGCCCUCACGACAGCAAAUCUUAGAGCAGUUCCUCGAAUUUUACGUAAUUUGCUUUCGCGACUUUCUAUUACAUGUGAUAACGCCAUGUACGGCUGUACAUUAGUACUAAAAUUAGACGCCCUUGCCGGCCAUUUAGAGGAGUGCGAACACAAUCCGAAACGACCACUACCAUGCGAAAAGGGAUGUGGAUUUGUAAUACCAAAAGAUGAAUUUAAAGAUCACAAUUGCGUGAGGGAAUUACGUUCGCUGAUUCAUACUCAACAACAGAAAUUGGGUGAAUUGAAAACAGAAAUUAGCGAUCAAAAUCUAACAAUAAACGAGCUCAAACGGGAAUUGCAACUAUUCAAGGACUUCAUGAGAGCUAUGCGCGUCUCUAAUCCAGCAAUGCGAGCGAUCGCUGAUCAGAUGGAACGCGAUGAAGUUGUGAGGUGGAGCAGUACUUUGGCGAGAGCGAGAGUGACACGUUGGGGCGGAAUGAUCUCUACUCCAGACGAUGCACUUCAGAUGAUGAUAAAGAGAGCACUGUCUGAGUCUGGAUGUCCACCACAUAUACUCGAUGAUCUGAUGGAAAAUUGCCAUGAACGCCGGUGGCCACGUGGCUUAAGCUCCUUGGAAACGCGGCAGAAUAACCGCCGAAUUUACGACAAUUACAUUUGUCGUCGAAUACCUGGAAAACAAGCCGUUUUAGUUUUGAGUUGUGAUAAUUCCCAUAUGGCAGAGGACGUAAUGGUGGAUCCUGGAUUAGUUAUGAUAUUUGCUCACGAAGCAGCGGGAAAGUCACCAAUAUGUGUAUAUUUGAAUAAAUAAGACUUUAGAGAAAACCGCAAAAUUAUUAAUUGGAAUGCGCAACAUGUGAAAAGUUACGCGAAAUUUAAUUUGACGAUUUUGAAUUUUGAUUUCAUCAUUCCGCCAGAAGUCAUGAUUCCUGGAAACAAGUGAUGCUUGUAGCAAAUUAAUUUGUUUAUAUCAGCCCGCCAGUCAAUGAAUAUCCGCUGUCAUAACUAAUAUUUUAUCAGAAGGUAAUUAGUAGACUAUUUCGAAGGGGAAGGAGUGGUAUCUAACAUAGUGCUUAGAAUCUGGAAGAUUUUGCUUUAGUUUGCUUCCUUCCCACUUUCAUAAGUAGCCCUUAAUUAAGCAAAAGUACAAGAUUUACAUUAAUACGAAUACCUAUUUUUACACAGAACUACAAGUUUAAGAUGCUCCAAUAUGAAGCGCCUGAAUUGCGAAUGUGACUUUCUUUGUUUCAAAAUGUUACGUUUCUCAUUUAGUGGAGAAAUUAAGGACUCAGAAAUAUAACAAAUUGUUUCAUUACAACAAAUAAAAUCGAAUAAAUAAAGAAAGUGGCAUAUUUAUCUAUUGAAUCAUGCUUUGCCUCCGAAACUCAUUAAAGUGUCCAUUUGUAUAGUUCAGUUCGAAUUCCUUUCAAUGGCAGAUUUUAUUAUUUUGGUGGCAAUUGUGAGUAAAUAUGAUUAAAAUGCUUUGUGAUUUAUUAUUUAAAGCGGAGGCUGUAUGCUAAGUGUCAAUAUUUUAACACGUAAGAAUUACAAUAAAUGGAAAUUAUGAAACAAUGAACAACAUUGUUCGUAAUAAUCUACUCA
This is a messenger RNA of Hermetia illucens (black soldier fly), 2531 nucleotides long. It is a transcript of the gene elgi, whose product is annotated as E3 ubiquitin-protein ligase NRDP1. Gene Ontology annotation, biological process: tumor necrosis factor-mediated signaling pathway; positive regulation of JNK cascade; protein K63-linked ubiquitination. Gene Ontology annotation, molecular function: metal ion binding; ubiquitin protein ligase activity. The coding region runs from base 745 to 1740 and encodes 331 amino acids. NCBI's taxonomy places the organism in Eukaryota, Metazoa, Arthropoda, Insecta, Diptera, Stratiomyidae. The record is from RefSeq and is a predicted model, not a curated record. Gene Ontology annotation, cellular component: plasma membrane signaling receptor complex. The transcript is spliced from 6 exons.